Molecule: messenger RNA, 1609 nt
Organism: Phytophthora nicotianae INRA-310
Lineage: Eukaryota; Oomycota; Peronosporomycetes; Peronosporales; Peronosporaceae
Exons: 2
Coding region: 1-1461 (486 amino acids)
Molecular function (GO): protein binding
Source: RefSeq, a predicted model, not a curated record
AUGGCACGCAAUUCUAGUCCAAACCCAGCACCAAAACGAACCUACGAUUCGUACGACGUCACGUUUGAUCAAGGUCCGGUGGGGCUGGAUCUCGAGACGGAUUGGUACGGACGUCAAGCCGUAGUUAAAGGAUUCCGUGCUAUCAACGCAGCCGGCGACGAGGGACCAGCUAAACGCUGCGGUAUGAUUCGCACUGGCGACGUUCUCACUGCUAUCAACGGUGAAUCGUGUCUCGAGAUGAACUUCCAGGAAACGCUCGAAGCUCUUCGUCGAGCAGGGAAAUCUCGUCACACUCUUCACUUUAAAUCCCUCGAAGCUGCUGGCGACUUGAGCAUCUACGCGAGCGACAAGGAUGUGGUACAGGCGAGAGCAUUCAUCCACCAACACAAACAGCGGUUCUAUCGACCUCCACAAGUCAAGGAAGGCGCGAGUCCCCACGAGUUGGUGCUUGGAUGUAUUGAGCGACUACGAGGAGAAUUUGUCACUGCCUUGAAUUUCCAUCGUGAAGAGACAGGAGAGUUCUUGCUUGCUGCGUCCUGUGCAAGUGACGGCACGGGGCCGUUUAUCUUCCACACCCUGCGAGACUCCCAUCUACGAACGAUGCGUGAACUCCCGCAAAGUGAGGACUCUGCUGUGUAUUUGGGUCGUCUGGAGCCAAGCUUCCUGGGCACGGAGUUCACGUUGUUCGACCACCACACCGGCACCAAUCACGACAAUGAACUUGCGUUCCUGGUUUACACUGCAAACGUUCUUGGUCGUGUCCCCAAUUCGCUGAAAUGCGUGGUGUCGAAGCCUGUCAACGAGCAAGUUGAGGACGAGCUGGAAGCGCUUAACAAGCUAGUAUCUCUGCGUCAACAACGGUCUGGAAUGGGCAGCGACGGCGCCGUCUUCAAUACCCAUAAGGCACAAUUUGGUCGCAAUUCCAGUCUCUCGGAUCGAUUCAAUCGCCAGCAGCAAUCGCGCGGCAUGUCGCUAACUGAGCGGCUGAGGAGCAUUACACUGGACGAUCUUGACUUGCGCCUCGAGAUGGCUACAGACGGAGCUCUAAGCUGGCUGGACGACGACGACGUUGAAGGCCACUCACGCUCCAUGCGUGUCAAGCAGGCUCGACUGAGAGGAGAGCGCACAGCCUCCAUGGGGCAGAUCUCGUACGGCGCAGUGGAGCAGGAGGAGCACGAGAAAGACCUGCUUGUCUUCGAUACCAAGCAGCCUUCGUGGAAUGAGGAACUUGGAGCGUGGACUCUGAACUUCCAGGGGCGCGUGAAAGUCGCUUCCAAGAAGAAUUUCCUGCUGGUCGGGCAUGAAACCAAUGAACACGGCGACGAGGAGGAGAGCACAGCGCUACGGUUCGGCAAAGUGUCGAAAACCCGCUUCUCGUUGGACUACGCGGCGCCUCUGGCCCCCAUCCAGGCACUCGCUGUCGCCUGUUCCGCCUUCGCCAACAAGAGAGCUGUCACAUAGGCGUUAUCGUUAGCACAGACAUUACCUUAUACUCAGAACGCGUCUACAUCCUUGCAUCAAUCAGGUAGUUCAGGCCUUUAUCUAACUCUAGUGCUCGAACCACCUCCAUUAAACUCAAAUAUGCGGUGGUAUCUCCAUUCCAGUGAGC